ACAGGGUGACAGGAAAAAGGCACCACCAUAAAAGGACGUCUGCUCAGUUCUCUUAAAGAAACAUGCCCAGCUUAACUAACCUCACUCCGGGCAAACACCGACCGCUCCGACGGAGGCCCUAGCCACCCUCUGAUAUUGACUCUGACCGCUGCUGGAUACAGAGAUGGCUAACAAUUUUACGACACCACUGGCAACUUCUCAAGGCAAUUACUGUGACCUCUAUGCCCACCAGGGCACAGCCAGGGUGUUAAUGCCACUGCAUUACAGUCUUGUCUUUGUCAUUGGUCUGGUUGGAAACCUGUUGGCCUUGGUUGUCAUUGUUCAAAACAGAAAGAAGAUCAACUCGACCACUCUCUAUUCAAUGAACCUGGUGAUUUCCGACAUCCUGUUUACCACAACUUUACCCACCCGGAUAGCCUACUAUGCCCUGGGUUUUGACUGGAGGAUGGGUGAUGCCCUGUGCCGGAUAACUGCUCUGCUGUUCUACAUCAACACGUACGCAGGUGUGAACUUCAUGACCUGCUUGAGCAUAGACCGCUUCUUUGCCGUGGUGCACCCUCUGCGCUACAACAAGAUUAAGAGAAUCGAGUAUGCAAAGGGCGUCUGCGUGUUCGUCUGGAUUCUGGUGCUCGCUCAGACCCUGCCACUGCUCAUCAAGCCCAUGUCAAAGCGAGAGGCCGACAAGACGACGUGCAUGGAGUAUCCAAAUUUUGAGGAGACGCGCUCUCUGCCAUGGGUCCUGCUCGGAGCCUGUCUGCUGGGGUACGUGCUGCCCCUCGCCAUCAUCCUCAUCUGCUACUCGCAGAUCUGCUGCAAGCUCUUCACGGCUGCCAAGCAGAACCCGCUGACGGACAGGUCGGGGGUGAACAAAAAAGCUCUGCACACGAUCGUCCUCAUCAUCGCUGUGUUCGUUCUCUGCUUCACGCCCUACCACAUCGCCAUCAUCCAACACAUGGUCACGAAGCUCUGCACCCCGGGCGGCCUGGACUGCGGCCCCAGGCACUCCUUCCAGGUCUCCCUGCACUUCACCGUGUGCCUGAUGAACUUCAACUGCUGCAUGGACCCCUUCAUAUACUUCUUCGCGUGCAAAGGGUACAAGAGAAGGGUCAUGAAGAUGCUGAGACGUCAAGUGAGUGUGUCAAUUUCCAGCGCAGUGAGGUCAGCCCCUGAAGAAAAUUCACGAGAAAUGACGGAGUCGCAGCUGAUGAUCCACUCCAAGGCCUCCAAUGGAAGGUAAAGGGCGC
Molecule: messenger RNA, 1244 nt
Organism: Acomys russatus (golden spiny mouse)
Lineage: Eukaryota; Metazoa; Chordata; Mammalia; Rodentia; Muridae
Gene: Gpr183
Product: G protein-coupled receptor 183
Exons: 2
Coding region: 164-1237 (357 amino acids)
Biological process (GO): G protein-coupled receptor signaling pathway
Cellular component (GO): membrane
Molecular function (GO): oxysterol binding; G protein-coupled receptor activity
Source: RefSeq, a predicted model, not a curated record